AUGUUUUCCAUUCCGAACGUUGGAGUGUUGCUGUUUGCGGCAAUGGCUGCUUCAGCCAAUGGAUUCUCUCUGCUUCCGUCGCAGCAGCUACAGCCCUUGGGAGGCGUUGCUCCUCUUGCCGCCCCCCUUGCAUCCAAGCCAACCCGAAGAAGAGCUAGCUGUACUCUCGUUACCCACAGUCCCUCGUCUUUGACCACUUUGCACAUGUCCGAGGUUUCCACUUCUUCCGUGGCAGCGGAUGAUCUGGCCAUUGGCGAUCAGGCAGCCGAGUCGGAGCUGCUGAGUGCAAGUGUUGAAGAAAUGGUUUUAUCACAGCAGCCACAAGACACCCUUGAACGCAUCACCCAAAAACUCCAGCAAAUUGAUAUCAACGAAGUGAUCAACACUACCCUCAUUGUGCUGGUAUCCAUUGCUGUGUGCUACAAGUUAACCAUGGUCAAUGCCGGCAUGACUCGCGGCUGGAGUCCUGAAGAGAUUGGCGCUCGGAUGGCUGCUGACAAUUGGGGUGGAUACCUCAACGUCCUUCGCGAUAGUCCUGUUUCCACCAAGGCAGUCACAUCGGCUACCGUAUACACCAUUGGGGAUGUCAUUGCCCAAAGAACAGAAGGGGAAAGCAUAGGAAGCUUGGAUCGACCACGAAUUCUACGAAGUCUCUUGGCUGGAUUGAUCGGCCAUGGUCCCCUGUCGCACUGCUGGUACAACAUUUCCGAAGAUCUUUUCAAUUUUCUUCAUUUGACACAAUGGUGGUCCUUUCUACCCAAAGUGGCCAUCGAUCAGGCUACGUGGGGACCUUUUUGGAACAACACAUACAUUGUCAUGUUGGGCCUCAUGAAACGAGAAUCUCUGGAAUCCAUCUGGGAAGAUAUCAAGAGAACGACCAUCCCUCUUGUGGUGUCAGGACUCAAGUUGUGGCCUCUGGCCCAUUGCAUCACAUAUGGGGUCAUCCCAGUAGAGAAUCGACUGAUAUUGUUGAAAUUGUUUGGGUCACAAUUUUGGCGACUCAAGCUGCAGGAGGAGGAAGUGCCAACAAGGAGGAUUCCUCGGUUGCCAGUAGUACCGAACCAGCCCUUGCCGCGGCGGACAAGUAAACCGGUUCAUCACAAGAAUGUGCAAUACCCUACAACCAAAAACGCAACAGUUAGAGUACGAUAUGUGGCUGAGUGUCUGAUCAAUUUUCAUGUAUCCUAUCCAGUCGCUCAGUCAUCCUAUGAUACAACAAUUAACCAAGCUGCAACCUGCUCAUCAAGGCACGGAUUGUAUUGCUUUACCUUGUACCACCCUUUCGUUUACACGAUACAGAGUAUUUAG
Molecule: messenger RNA, 1308 nt
Organism: Seminavis robusta
Lineage: Eukaryota; Bacillariophyta; Bacillariophyceae; Naviculales; Naviculaceae
Source: the annotation of a GenBank genome assembly